Messenger RNA from Misgurnus anguillicaudatus (oriental weatherfish), 1509 nucleotides. RefSeq names its product UDP-galactose-4-epimerase (gene gale). Gene Ontology annotation, biological process: beta-D-galactose catabolic process via UDP-galactose, Leloir pathway. Gene Ontology annotation, molecular function: UDP-glucose 4-epimerase activity. Gene Ontology annotation, cellular component: cytosol. Lineage: Eukaryota; Metazoa; Chordata; Actinopteri; Cypriniformes; Cobitidae. The record is from RefSeq and is a predicted model, not a curated record.
AAGUGAGUCUGCAGGGCUGCAGCUGGAUGCCUCUCGCUUUUUACACUCCUCUACGUGACGUGUCCAUUAAACCAGGAAGUGAGAAUGAAUAGCCCAAACUGAGCCAAAAAGCACAGUAAACUGUGACCAGUAAACAAGUGAUCCGCAUUCGUCAGCAGGGGCUCAACAUGCGUCAAAAGAUCCUGGUGACAGGGGGGGGUGGAUACAUUGGCAGUCAUUGUGUUGUGGAGCUAAUUGAGGCGGGUUAUCACCCUGUGGUUAUCGAUAACUUCAGCAAUGCUGUCAGAGGAGAGGGUGAUGUUCCUGAGAGUCUCCGGAGGGUAGAAAAGUUUCUUAACACUCAGAUUGAGUUCUAUGAACUAGACCUUCUGGAUAAACCUGGACUGGAGAAAAUAUUCAAAAAGCACUCCUUUUAUGCAGUAAUGCACUUUGCUGGACUGAAAGCUGUGGGUGAAUCAGUAGAACAGCCUUUACGAUACUACAGAGUCAAUCUCACAGGAACCAUCAAUCUGCUUGAGGUUAUGCAGUCUUAUGGGGUGCGUAAUCUGGUAUUCAGUAGCUCAGCUACUGUUUAUGGAGACCCCCAGAAACUACCCAUUGAUGAGCACCAUCCAGUGGGAGGCUGCACCAACCCCUAUGGCAAGACCAAGCACUUCAUAGAGGAAAUGAUCUUGGAUCAGUGCAUUGCAGAGAAGGAUUGGAAUGCUGUGCUGCUCAGGUAUUUUAAUCCUAUUGGUGCUCACCUGUCAGGACAGAUUGGCGAGGAUCCACAAGGAAUUCCAAACAACCUUCUGCCUUAUGUUGCCCAGGUUGCCAUUGGUAGACGAAAGCAUCUGAAUGUGUUUGGAAAUGACUACAGCACACCUGAUGGAACAGGUGUGAGAGACUACAUACAUGUUGUGGACUUGGCAAAGGGACACAUAGCUGCCCUUAAAAAACUAAAAGAAAGCUGUGGAUGUAAGGUUUAUAACCUGGGCACGGGUACAGGCUACUCAGUGUUAGAGAUGGUGAAAGCCAUGGAAAAGGCCUCAGGUCGAAAGAUUGCCUAUCAAAUUGCUCCUCGGCGGAGUGGUGAUGUGGCUUCUUGCUAUGCAGAUCCCAGUCUGGCAGAGAAAGAGCUGGGCUGGAAAGCUGAAUAUGGCCUGGGAAGAAUGUGUGAGGAUCUAUGGCGCUGGCAAUCCCAGAAUCCCACAGGAUUCAGUAAUGGAACAGUACCCUGAACCUGGAUGAUUCAAAGCCGGCUGCAUAAUAAAGAUUUGGGCCAAAUGCAAAAUGAAGUCUCUAAAUUUUUUUUAUAUAAUUUUAUCUAGAUUUAUUAUACUAUUAACAAAUCUGAAGCCAAAAUGAGAGAUUUGUUUCCAGCAAGUAAAAUAUUUGCUUCUGUAUUUUCUAAUUUACACCGUCACUUACCUUAGUUUCAUGAUUGUAAACUGAAUGGAUUAUUUCUAAUCUAAAAUUAUUUAUACUGUCAGUGUGAAAUAAUAAAGAUAUAUUUCUUGUGAUUUGAAA